AUGAGGCACCCUAUUGCUGCUGUCUCCUCCUGUCUCCUCUUAACUUCUGUCUCCUUUGUCUUUGCUGCAACAGACAACAAAUCAGAGCUAGUAGAGGCUCCCUUACCAGGAGAAUCCCCAUUGGCGGUUUUCUCCUCUUACAGAGGCGCACCAGCCAGUAAACCCCGCGAGGAUUUGCUGCAAUGGGAGAGCAAAGCAGCAGCAGAGCUGCAGCCAGUUCAUGAUUUGCUGCAGCAGCUGCAGCAGCAGGACAGAGAGUUGCGUCAGCAGCAGAAGCAGCAGCAGAAGCAUCCAAGAAGACACAGAAGAGAGCAGCAGGAUUAUGAGAGGGAUUUGCCCAAUACUCAGCAGCAAGAACAGCAGCAGGAACAGCAGCAGCAGCAGCAGCAGCAACCAGAGGAACAGCAGCAGCAGCAAGAAGACCAACAGCAGCAGGAAGACCAGCAGCAGCAGCAGCAGCAGCAGCAGCAGCAGCAAGGAAUAACUCUUGCCGAGGCGCUGCUGCGCAGCGCUGCGCUCUCCGCCGAAUUUCAGAAAUUGCGAGUCGAUCGGCAACUCCUUAGAGACGACCCUGAGCUAGAGGCCACGGCGGACACGUAA
Molecule: messenger RNA, 600 nt
Organism: Eimeria maxima
Lineage: Eukaryota; Apicomplexa; Conoidasida; Eucoccidiorida; Eimeriidae
Exons: 2
Coding region: 1-600 (199 amino acids)
Source: RefSeq, a predicted model, not a curated record